Doryrhamphus excisus (bluestripe pipefish) is the source of this 1174-nucleotide messenger RNA. It is a transcript of the gene uts2d, whose product is annotated as urotensin 2 domain containing. Gene Ontology annotation, molecular function: hormone activity. Gene Ontology annotation, biological process: blood vessel diameter maintenance; regulation of blood pressure. NCBI's taxonomy places the organism in Eukaryota, Metazoa, Chordata, Actinopteri, Syngnathiformes, Syngnathidae. The record is from RefSeq and is a predicted model, not a curated record. Gene Ontology annotation, cellular component: extracellular region.
GCCGCGUAGCGAAGCGCCGGUUCUUUGGCUCGCCGUCUGUGAUGAAUGUUCCCUCACCUCCAAAUGGGUCCUGGACUUCAUCUCCUGCUGUGAUGCACUUUGGGAAGGAUCAAUGACAGCGCCACGCCGCCGUGUGGCUAUUUCAAGAAUUCAUUAAUAUAAAAGAAAAAGAGUCGCCGCUGCCAACGAGUGUGAUUGGGGUCUCUCAUGACCAUCAAGUUGAUUGACGACGUCCUCUCCGGGUUUGAUUCCCCAGUGUCAGAGUGAUAUAGAGUUACUGGCCUUGCCCACGACGCCAUAUUUCAGUCAGCGGCGAUAUCGCAGUGAGAGCUCCACUAGUGACGACACUCGCCGUGACAUGUCGUUAUUUCAUACGCAAGUCGCCACUGGCUCCGCCUCCUGCUUCCGAAAGGAUACAUAUAUAUCCGUGGGAUGCAUCCCAGGAGAAGAAACGUUGGCUUGACAACCGACCGCCACAGAGCUCCAUUUGGGACCGUACAUCGAGCGUCAUGGAUCGGGUUCGCGUCGUCAACUACCUCUUUGGCGUCCUGGCGUUGGCGCUGCUGCAGGGCGUGAUCCACGUGGAAGGAAGGAGCCUAUUCAACACAGGGAACACAAUUUUCCAUCCCAAAGACAACGCAGACGUCCAGGGAAAAAUUCUCUCAUUGCUUCUCCACAGAAGCUCAAUUCCGGUUGAAAAGAUUGAUCCUCCAGGACUCGAACUGGUGGAUAAAUUAGCUGAAUUAGAAGAGUUGGAGGCGCUGAGGGAAGACCUGGAACUGGAGAAGGAACUUACCGCCAAUUUAGCGGACAAACCGGCGACGAGGAAGAGAGGAGAACCCUGCUUCUGGAAGUACUGCGUGUGACCUGGCAGUCCCGAGUACGAGGACCACCGUGAAACCUUGCUGCAAAGCCCAACCUGGCCUUAAGAAACCGUAACACCCGUAAUGUGAACGCCGUGUCCGACACACCGCCAUUCAUCAUCAACAACAACAACAACUCAUCACGACGACGUCUGCUCGUGUACGACAAAUAUCUGCUGCUCACAGGAAGUACUUGAUGACUGCAAAGAUCUCACCAGGGUUAUUGUCUGUCUGCCGCUUGUGUGUUUUUGUCGCUCUCUUGUGGCCGAAUGGGACAUUACUUGUAUUAUUUCUUUCUGUCCAUCUGUCUC